CAGGUGACUUGGGGAAGAUGGCCGCGUUGACCGCGGAGAAUUUCGCGGCGCUCCAGAGCCUGCUGAAGGCCUCCUCAAAAGAUGUUGUCAGACAGCUGUGCCAAGAGAGCUUUUCCAGUUCAGCCCUUGGCUCAAAACAACUCUUGGAUAUUACAUGUUCCAGCUUGUCUGUGACCCAGGAGGAAGCGGAGCAACUGCUCCAGGCUCUGCACCGCCUCACCAGGCUGGCGGUGUUCCGUGACCUGUCCUCUGCUGAGGCGAUCCUGGCUCUCUUUCCUGAAAAUUUCCACCAGAACCUCAAAAACCUACUGACGAAAAUCAUCCUAGAACACGUCUCUACUUGGCGAACGGAAGCCCAGGCACAUCAGAUCUCUCUGCCGCGCCUGGUCGACCUGGACUGGAGAGUGGACAUCAAGACCUCCUCCGACAGCAUCAGCCGCAUGGCCGUCCCCACCUGCCUGCUGCAGAUGAAGAUCCAAGAAGAUCCUAGCCUGUGUGGAGACAAACUCUCCAUCUCAGUGGUCACUGUGGAGCUGAGUAAGGAAACUCUGGACACUAUGCUAGACGGCCUGGGCCGCAUCCGCGACCAGCUCUCCGCCGUGGCCAACAAAUGACCCCAGCCGGCUGCUGGGCCCACAGCCGGGCCCCAGCUGCCGGCCAGCGGUGUGCACCUCCCAGCCCCCGGGUCACCCCUGUGCAGCAGCUGCGGCCGCCGGCAGGGUCGGCAGGCAGGCCGGGGGGGACGGCGAGGGGGCUGCCGUCUGGAAGGCACAGCUGCACCGGGAGGAAGCGGCCCUGGCCCCGCGCUAUUCUCCUCCCUCGUCCUUUUUCGUCCUGAAGCUGGUGAGCAGAAGCCCCCAUCUCUGGAAGACAUCCUCACCACUGUGGCAGUGUGAGGGGGCGUCCAAACCAUCAGGUGCCUCUGUGUGGCUGCCUGGAAGAUUCAGGCCCACGUUGUGGAGCUCAUCUAAGAAGUUCCUUUCCAGCACUAGGUCAAUUGGCCUGUUUCUAGCCCCGGAGCACAGGGAGGGAAUCACGGCGCUGAGGCCAGCAGUUGGCGCUUCUCCGUCACAGAAGCCGGGCAGGGCCUGUAGAGCCCUGGGGCCCCCCGCCGGCCCAAGUCCAGAGCCUUCCUGAGCCCCUCAACCCUGCGGGCCCCCCUUCCAGCAUAGGGAGUCUGGAAUGGGUGCUAACUUCCUCCUUCCUGAAGCCACAAGGCCCGUCCUUGAUACAAUGCCAGGGGAGACAAGUGGGAGUGAUGGA
Neomonachus schauinslandi (Hawaiian monk seal) is the source of this 1263-nucleotide messenger RNA. It is a transcript of the gene COMMD9, whose product is annotated as COMM domain containing 9. The record is from RefSeq and is a predicted model, not a curated record. NCBI's taxonomy places the organism in Eukaryota, Metazoa, Chordata, Mammalia, Carnivora, Phocidae. Bases 18 to 614 code for a protein of 198 amino acids. The transcript has 6 exons.